This is a messenger RNA of Drosophila bipectinata, 1830 nucleotides long. RefSeq names its product Clock interacting protein circadian (gene Cipc). Lineage: Eukaryota; Metazoa; Arthropoda; Insecta; Diptera; Drosophilidae. The record is from RefSeq and is a predicted model, not a curated record.
UAAUAUGGCACCCACCAUAUGCUCGCAUAAGAAACAGAUGCGGGACUCGAGGCGACAUCAUGGCGUGGCCACAGCCGCCAUUUCAUCCGCCACCGCAGCCAUCACAGCCGCCACCACAUCCUCGUCAACCUCGACAUCAUCCUCAUCCUAUUCUGCAUCGGUGGAUGCCGCAGGAGCAACACGUAACAGUUCGGUACUCAGUUAUGUUGCCAAGGGAUCGGUCAUCUCCCCGAAUCGUCGCCGCCACCCGAGACUGCAACGAAGAUAUUCCCACUUACCCAGCAGCAAGGUGACCUCCUCGACGGACACCAGCAGUGGAGUGGAAACUGAGGCCGAGUCUGUAGAGCAGAUACAGCUCGAGGACGAUCGCUACCAGGAUGAGCGAAGCCAGUACCUGCAACAGCAGCAGCAACAUUCCAGCACCGACAACAACAUCAAGACAGUAUUACAGCCAACAACGGCCAAAAACGGCAAUAACCGGAACAGCAAUCAUAAGCGAUCCUAUGAGGAUGAACCUGUGUCAGCGGAGGCGGUGGCCAGUGACAGCGACAGUGAUAGCGGCUUUGAGUUUGGCGACCAGGAUAUGGGCAAAAAACAGUGCCACAUCCAGCACAACACCGACGGACUGCUCUCGAUUGCCAUCAAGACUAUUAACUUGGUGCAACGCAACAAGCUGCUGCAGAAGCGACUGGCCCAGCUGCAGCUGGAGACCUCGGAGUUUAUAGCCUCGGUGAUGGCCAAUCCAGAGAACAGACAAUUUCGCGAGCAGAUCGCCCCCAAGACCGAGUCCAAGGUGAGCAACAUGCUGUUGCGCCACUAGGUUCUGUUUUGAUUCAAAGAAAAACUAAAAAAAGCCCCAUUUUCUGGACGAUGGAAAGUUUUAUGAUUUAGAUAACCCACUAGGGGAGGCAAUCAAUCGAAAAGUAACAUUCAAUUUAUAUUUAUUAUAUUUUAUUUAUUAAAACUUAUGCAGUCCAAACUAUGGAAGGGAAAAUACUGGGCAACAUGUUGCUGCAACAUUGCGGACAAGCCCAGCAUGUUGCCUACUUCUAGGGUGUUUUUUUGUUUAAUUUAAAUUAAAAGUAAUAGAUUUUUGCUGAAUUUAUUGUAUUUCCAAAUUGACUUAACAAUCAAAAAACAACAAACUUUGAAAUGUACUUUCUACACGUCCAGAAGGUAGAUUUAUUGAGGGGCUAAGUUUUGAGAAAUUCGUACUGAUUAACUUUAUAAAUACAUCAAAGCUUAACAAUUUAAAUAUACAACAUAAAAAAGCUACGCUAACAUUUACACACAAAAAAAUAAUUUAUAAAAAUCCCAAAAAAGUCCAAAAGUGUAUCUUUAUCUCUAGUAGUUAAGUCAUUUUUUAUGUUUAACAGUUUAUACGGUCAAGAAUUAAUUUAUAAUAAAUUAAACAACCACAUAAAUAGGAAUAUUAAUAUAUUUAGAACAAACCAGGCAUAAUCAAUGAAACCCCACGACGCUUUUCGCUUAUACAACAAAUAGAUCUAGUAAGAUUUGAUUGACAUUCAAAGCAAUUUUUUGAAUACAAAAACCCAUUAUACGUAAUUGACACUGAUCGGUAUUAAUGAUUUCCGAUUAAUUUCAAGAAAUUAUCCAACAGAAUGAAAACUAUCAAAAUGCUUUAAAACAAAAUCAGAAAAGUUAAGAAGGCAAAACCAAAUUAAUAGCUACCGAGAAGCAAAUCUUUCCAAUUCUAAAAGUUUUAUUCAAACUAAGAUAUCUGACAUUUUCCACAUUGUUUAAAGGAAAAACUAAGAAUCAUAAAACUCGCAAAAAAUGAUUUCAUGAAUAAAAUUAGUGAAAAUAUAA